Molecule: messenger RNA, 5762 nt
Organism: Xenopus tropicalis (tropical clawed frog)
Lineage: Eukaryota; Metazoa; Chordata; Amphibia; Anura; Pipidae
Gene: zeb2
Product: zinc finger E-box binding homeobox 2
Exons: 11
Coding region: 488-4222 (1244 amino acids)
Biological process (GO): positive regulation of transcription by RNA polymerase II; positive regulation of melanin biosynthetic process; positive regulation of Wnt signaling pathway
Cellular component (GO): nucleus; chromosome
Molecular function (GO): DNA binding; DNA-binding transcription factor activity, RNA polymerase II-specific
Source: RefSeq, a predicted model, not a curated record
UCAUUUCUUCCACUAAGCGUUUGCUGAGACUUCAAGGUAUAAUCUAACCCAGAUCCUUUCUCACAGAGAAAAACUUGGUGAUCACGUUUCUACAUGAUGCUCACGUUUGGUGCGCCUCAAUUAUCCCUCCUCAGAAAGAUAGGUGGCGUGUGUGUCAGGGUCUCUCCUCUAUACAACCCAGAGGAGAAAAGGCAAAAAAUGUCAUUAGGAGAAGCGUAACACGUCAGUCCGUCCCCAGGUUUGUGUUUCCUGGACUGGCAGAAAGAGAUCAGUUCUUCCUAACCUGCCCAGCAGGAAUAACGGUCCUUCCUCUACUACUCCUGCUCAGGCUUUACCCCAUCUCCAGGAGCCUCACCUACUCUCCUUCUUCCAUGCUUCUUGUCCCUUUGAUUCCCAACUAUUUCCCAGGACUUGCAAGAGCCUGCGUGGUGCUGCCGAUCCCCAGAGCCGAGUCCAUGCGAACUGCCAUCUGAUCCCACUCUUAUCAAUGAAGCAAGAGAUCAUGGCGGAUGGCCCCAGGUGUAAGAGGCGAAAACAAGCCAAUCCGAGGAGGAAAAACGGAGGACUUAUCUUGCACAUUGAUGAGCAGGACAUUUGCCCUCUUCCAGAACAAGACCAAAAUAAUUGUAGGAGAAAAGAAGCAAGUCAUAUUUUGACUUAUGACAAUGUAGUAGAAACGGGUUCAGAGACUGACGAGGAGGACAAACUCCACAUCGCUGAAGAUGACAGUAUUGCAACCACAUUGGACCAGGAAACAAGUCCAGCCAGUAUGCUCAACCACGAGUCUUCUCCACAUGCCAACCAAGCACUAUUGCCAAGAGAGGAAGAGGAAGAUGAACUGAGGGAAAGUGGAAUGGACCAUAAUUGGCACAACAGCGAUAUUCUGAAAGCCUCUGUAGAUGGUUCUGAUGACAUGAAGGAGGAGUAUGACACUUUGGGGCCAGAAGCCACACAUGUAACCACUAUGAACAACGGUACAGUGAAGAAUCAAAAUUGCACUUCAGAUUUCGAGGAAUAUUUUGUGAAAAGGAAAAUGGACGAUGGCGACAGCAAUGGAGUCAGCAUAGCCGAGUACUUGCAGCGGACUGAUACGGCCAUCAUUUACCCAGAAGCCCCCGAAGAACUGUGCCGCCUGGGAACGCCAGAGGCCAACGGCCACGAGGAAAACGACCUGCCACCUGGAACUCCAGAUGCUUUUGCCCAGCUGCUGACCUGUCCCUACUGCGACCGGGGCUACAAGCGUUUGACAUCGCUGAAAGAGCACAUCAAAUACCGCCACGAGAAGAACGAGGAGAACUUUUCGUGCCCCCUGUGCAGCUACACGUUCGCCUACCGCACCCAGCUUGAACGGCAUAUGGUGACUCACAAGCCAGGCAGAGAUCAGCACCAAAUGUUGACCCAAGGUGCUGGCAAUCGCAAGUUCAAAUGCACAGAGUGUGGUAAAGCUUUCAAGUAUAAACACCAUCUGAAGGAGCACCUGCGAAUUCACAGUGGUGAGAAGCCCUACGAGUGCCCAAACUGCAAGAAACGUUUCUCCCACUCGGGUUCAUACAGUUCCCACAUAAGCAGCAAAAAAUGCAUUGGCCUAAUCUCAGUAAAUGGCAGAAUGAGAAACAACAUAAAGACAGGUUCGUCCCCCAAUUCAGUAUCUUCCUCUCCCACCAAUUCAGCCAUAACACAACUACGGCACAAGCUGGAGAACGGCAAACCACUGGGUAUGUCUGAACCAUCAGGCUUACUGAAAAUCAAAACAGAAACAUUAGAUUACAAUGAUUAUAAACUUUUUAUGGCCGCCACACAUGGAUUUAAUGGGCCGCAUCCAUUCAUGAAUGGUGGUCUUGGUGCAACCAGCCCACUGGGAAUCCAUUCCUCAGCUCCAAGUCCAAUGCAGCACUUAGGUGUAGGGAUAGAAUCAUCGCUACUUGGGUACCCUUCCAUUGCUAGUAACUUAAGUGAGGUGCAGAAAGUUCUAGAAAUUGUGGACAAUACGGUUUCUAGGCAGAAAAUGGAAUACAAGUCUGAUGAAAUUACAAAGCUGAAGGGCUAUCAUAUGAAGGACGCAGGACCUCAACCAGAGGAUCAAGGAGUUACGUCUCCUGGUAUCCCACCAGUAGGUCUUCCUGUAGUUAGUCAUAAUGGUGCCACUAAAAGUAUUAUUGACUAUACUUUAGAGAAGGUUAAUGAAGCCAAAGCAUGUUUGCAAAGCUUGACGACGGAUUCAAGGAGGCAGAUUAGUAAUAUUAAGAAAGAAAAGUUACGUACGUUGAUAGACCUUGUAAGUGAAGAGAAGAUGUUAGAGAGCCAUAAUAUAUCCACUCCAUUUUCGUGCCAGUUUUGUAAGGAAAGUUUCCCUGGUCCAAUUCCUUUACACCAACAUGAAAGAUACUUAUGUAAGAUGAAUGAAGAAAUUAAAGCAGUUCUCCAGCCCAAUGAAAAUCUAAUUCUCAACAAACAAGCGAUGUUCGCUGAGAAACAAGCACUCCUGUUGUCAUCGGUACUUUCUGAGAAAGGAAUGACAGGCCCCAUCAACCCAUACAAGGACCACAUGUCUGUACUAAAAGCAUAUUAUGCUAUGAAUAUGGAGCCCAACUCUGACGAACUACUGAAAAUUUCCAUAGCUGUCGGCCUUCCUCAGGAAUUUGUGAAGGAAUGGUUUGAACAAAGAAAAGUUUAUCAAUAUGCAAACUCCAGGUCACCAUCUCUGGAAAGGACCAGUGCAGAGGUGGCUCUGGCUACCACCCUAAAUACUCCCACUAAAGACUCAGCCAGAUCUCCAAUAAAAUCUGUGGACUCUAUAACUUCACCAUCUAUAGCAGAACUUCAUAACCGGGUAUCAAAUUGUGAUACGCCUCUCAGGCUAACAAAAUCGAAUCAUUUUGCUAGUAUGAAACCAGUUGUUGACAAAUUGGACCACUCCAGGAGCAACACUCCUUCUCCUUUGAAUCUUUCUUCCACAUCUUCUAAAAACUCCCACAGCAGUUCUUACACUCCAAACAGUUUCUCGUCGGAGGAACUUCAAGCUGAGCCCUUGGACUUAUCUGUACCAAAACUAAUGAAGGAAUCCAAAACUAUUAUUGCCACAAAGAACAAAUCUAAGCCCAACAACAUCACAAUUGACCACAAUAGUAUUUCUUUACCGUCUGAAACUGUAGAUGAGCCACUGAAUUUAACAUACAUAAAGAAGGAAUUUUGUAAUGCUAAUAUGGACAAAAGCACUAACCCACUAUUCGGUAUAAACCCAUUUAGUGGUAAACCUUUGUACACAGCGCUUCCUCCACAAAGCGCAUUCCCACCAGCCACAUUUAUGCCCCCAGUACAGACCGGAAUUCCUGGACUACGACAUUACCCAGGACUUGAUCAGAUGAGCUUCCUACCACACAUGGCCUAUACUUAUCCAACUGGAGCUGCCACGUUUGCAGAAAUGCAGCAACGGAGAAAGUAUCAGCGCAAACAAGGAUUUCAGGGUGACUUGCUCGACGGUACACCGGAUUACAUGUCAGGUCUCGAUGAUAUGACAGAUUCUGACUCCUGUCUGUCCCGGAAAAAGAUUAAGAAGACAGAAAGUGGCAUGUACGCUUGUGACUUAUGUGAUAAGACAUUCCAGAAAAGCAGCUCUCUUCUUAGACACAAAUAUGAACAUACAGGAAAAAGGCCACACCAAUGUCAGAUCUGUAAAAAAGCCUUCAAACACAAACACCAUUUGAUAGAACAUUCGCGACUGCACUCUGGCGAGAAGCCGUACCAAUGUGACAAAUGCGGCAAACGCUUCUCCCAUUCUGGGUCUUACUCGCAGCACAUGAAUCAUAGGUAUUCCUACUGUAAGAGGGAGGCGGAGGAACGGGAAGCGGCAGAGAGGGAAGCACGUGAGAAGGGUCAUUUGGAACCCACGGAGCUACUGAUGAAUAGAGCGUAUUUGCAAAGCAUAACUCCUCAGGGCUAUUCUGACUCAGAGGAAAGAGAAAGUAUGCCAAGAGACAGAGGAAGAGAAUUGGAGCAUGAAAAGGAAGGGGAAGACGUUUAUGACAAAUUGAGGAGACAAGUUGGUGACGAAGAGUUUGAGGAAGAGGAAGAGGAGAGUGAAAAUAAAAGCAUGGACACAGAUCCGGACACGAUUAGAGAUGAGGAAGAGAAUGGUGACCAUUCAAUGGACGAUAGUUCGGAAGACGGCAAAAUGGAAACCAAAUCAGACCAUGAAGAAGAGAUAAUGGAGGAUGGCAUGUAAUUAACUACUGCAUUUUAAGCUUCCUACGUUUCCAGUAGUAUUGUUACUUGCUUGAAAACACUGCUGUGUUAAGCUGUUUAUGCACGUGCCUGAUGCUUCCAGGAAGCCUGUAUAGAUGAACUGAAGGGGGGCGGUUCUGCCAAAAGUCAAAUAAAGUUGGUUACCGUGAAGAACUGCAUUAUGCAAACUUUUUGUACAGUAUUAAGGCCUAAAAACUGUGUGGUUCGAGAGACUAAACCCUGUGUUUAAUAGCAUUUAUACUUUUAAGCACAAAAAAAAAUAGUUCAUUGUACGAAUUGCACUCUACUUAUAUAUCACUACAAACUUAAAAAAAAAAAAAAAAAAAGAAGAUAUUUCUAAUUUAUAUUAAUACAUUUUUAAAAGAAUUAAAAAAGAAAAAAGUGCCCGCACUGUUGUACACCGGUGUUCCUAUUCCACUUUAAUUUAUGGUGCUCGCACUAGGAUACGUCAGUAUUAUGAUUCCUGCGUUCUUUUACUUCCUUCUUCAUCAUUUCCCACGUUACGUAACCACACAAUUUUAGGCCUGAAUUUUUGUUAUUUUAUUUUAUUUUUUUGGAAUUUUUUUUUAUAAUGCGAAAGGAACGUGGAACGACACGUGCGAUAGAAGUCUUAAGAGGUGUCCGGAUUUCGAAGGAAAACGGGAUGACGAAUAUAAAGAGAGCCUUUGUAAGGUGGUUUAAAAUAAAAAACAAAAAAAAGCCUUAUAUGCAAAACCUUUUAAUCUGUGUGUUUCUGCAAGUGCCAUCCUUGUAUAGUGUUCAGACGGUAACGGGGGGGGGGGUUACCGACGCACCAGCUUCAGUGUUAAAGCUCACCCUGUUCUUUGAAGCACCCAUGUCAGUAUUAGAAGAAUAGGCAGCAGUUCCUUAGUUUACAUACGUUUGUGCAAUUUUUUUCUGUAUUUUUUUUUUUGUUCAAUUUUGUCAGUAUUACACCAAACUUUUUUCUUUUUUUUUUUUUCAAAAAUUUUUUUUUUUUUUUUUUGCAUUCAUUUAAUUUUAGGUCAAAUAACAUUUUAUUUAUGUGGCUCAUUUUAUAUUUCCUAAUUUUAUUUAUUUCAUACUGUAGUGUACAGUAUUAUAGUUCUUCAAUAUAGAUAUAUUUUAGUAAAAAAGGAACAUGACGUUGAUCACUUGGGCAAAUUUUACGUAAAGAGAAGAGCAUUUAUUGUGUUUUGGAACAUUAAUUGUGAAAUUAUGCGAUUUUUUUUUUCCGAUUUUAUUAUUUUAUUUUGUUUUAGUUUUUUUUUUUUUUUCCAAUUACUGGAAAUUCCAAAUUUGGGAACUUUUGAUACGAUCUUGUGAAAACACUGUAUUUUCGACUGAAAAUUCCAAUUUCUUCAUCUUGUUUUUUAGCUAAAAAAAAAAAAAAAGAGGGACUGUUAAAUACAAUGUAUGAUAUCAUGAUAAAAAAAAAAAAAUUCUUUCCUGAAUUGUCUUUGUAAAAGUAUUAUUGAAUUUUCAAUUUGUAAUUUCUCUUGAAAAUGACCAUGCUCGAAUAAAAAUGUAGCCAAACUAUA